Juglans regia (Persian walnut) is the source of this 1743-nucleotide messenger RNA. RefSeq names its product tobamovirus multiplication protein 1-like. The transcript has 13 exons. The coding region runs from base 304 to 1368 and encodes 354 amino acids. NCBI's taxonomy places the organism in Eukaryota, Viridiplantae, Streptophyta, Magnoliopsida, Fagales, Juglandaceae. The record is from RefSeq and is a predicted model, not a curated record.
UUUUUUUCCCCAAUCGUAUUCCCCCUAAAUUACUUCUCUGACCUCUGACAUUUUCUGUUCCUUUAUACCCCCAAACUUAUCCAAAUUUCAAGAUUUUCUUCUCUGCUUAAUUUUGUGUUUUGGAACUUUGGGAAAUCCUAGAAUCGGAAGCAAAAAAAAUCAGCCGAACUGGUCUGCCAUGAAAGUUACCUUGGAAAGAACUUGGAUUUCCGACCGUACACUUCACCGUUUAGAUCGAAAAGCAUUGCCAGUAGACGCUCCCUUCAUUCCCAUUCAGAGAAAGUCACCAAGAUAGAAAGAGAGAUGUUUGAAUUGAGAGAAGAGUCUUGCUUUCCACGGGUCUUGGUGUGCUUGAAUGUGUUUCUUGCUCUAGUGGAUGCCAUUAUUGCUGUUCUUGCAUUUUGUCAGCUAAUGAGGAUUCAUUCAAGGAAUUCACAAGUUGUCUGGACUCGCCAAAAAGUGUGUCACCUAAUGAUUGGGUCAUCUAGUAUGGGUUACUUUGUUUAUUUUGUAUUAGCUCUUGUCGCUGCUUGUAAGGAUUGGCCAUGUUGGUCUAACUCUUGUGGUUUUAUCCUCAUGGCUUUGCCAAGAAUCCUGUUUUUUGCGGUGUUUCUUCUUCUUUUAUCAUUCUGGGUUGACCUUUGCCAUCAGGCAAAUGAUGAGGACGAGGAAUAUGAAGAAAGUAGUUCUCAGGAGGCUUUAUUGGAUAAGAACUUAAACAAAUCAAGCCCAUCACGAAUGGAUGGUCAUAGAAAGUGUUUUCCCCUUCGCUGUCUCCACGUUGGAAGCCACCAAAAGAUUGUGAUAGCGGUUAUUGUGCUAGUUUUUGUUGUAAUGAUGGCUUGUGCUCUGAUAAUCUGGAUUGGGAUGGGAAAAAAUUCUAUCGACUCUGCAGUUGUGGCUCGGGUGUAUGUAGACUUCUUCGCCAUAGCAAUACUUUUAUUAGGAGGGGCAUUGGCAUAUUAUGGACUUCUAUUAUGCUUAAAAAUGAGCAAAGUUAGAUCCGAGCAAGCUUCAUCUGAAAAGUGGAAGUUUGCAGGUUUAGCUGUUGUCUCUGUGCUCUGUUUCACUUCAAGUUCUUUUGUAGCUCUUUUGACUGAUAUUCCGAUGUUAUAUCACUGGCCUCAACAUCGCUCAAAUGUCAUUUGUGCAUCCCUUUUACUGCUUGUGUAUUAUUUUAUAGGUUCAUCAAUGCCCUCAGCCUUUAUAUUAUGGACCAUGAGAGAACUACCCACAUCAGUCUCAGCUAAACCACGAGAAGCAAGCACGAUAACUUUCGUCGCUGAUAGUUCAGCUGUAGGUCAAAAUCCUCAGCGCUGGACAGCUGCAAUGCAGAAUCAGCUUCAGGAAGAAGGCUGGAAUUUCUGAUGAAUGGAAACUGGUUUGGCAUUGAGAUGGGAUUAACAUAGACUGCGGCGUUACAUAUUGGCAAUCGGAGGACAAUCCUAAGGUGGCUGCUUGCCAGUUUACCACGCUUUUGACAUUCUUGGCAUGUAUGUAUAUGGUGACAGAAUGCCGAGUGAGGGAUGAUUCUCUUUCUCCAGUUGUAAAAAAUUUUGGAAGGCUGAUUAUGGGCAGCAAUUGCCUCUGCUUUUUUCCCCCUUAUAUUUUGUCAAAUGGCUCUUGAUUUUACAAAGUUGAUUUGUGCGCCUUUGGUUUGAUUUGAUGGUAAGGUAAAUGAGGAUCACGAUCACUUAAAAAUAUUUUAUCAUGAUCAUCUAAAAUUUUCCAAUGAAGGAUGGA